Messenger RNA from Coffea arabica (coffee), 2921 nucleotides. Lineage: Eukaryota; Viridiplantae; Streptophyta; Magnoliopsida; Gentianales; Rubiaceae. The record is from RefSeq and is a predicted model, not a curated record.
UUGAGACUUUGAAGUGUAGCCAAAAGAAUCAGCUAACUAAACGCGUGGAUCAAUAUUGAUGGAGUUCAGAAAAGCAGUGCAAAAAUGGGAGUUUUGUUGCUCACAGACAACUGUUGUUUCAUGGAUUUUCUGGUUAAUGACACUAUGUCAUCUCUUUACUAGUUCCAAGGGGACAGCGGCAGAGCACGAAAGAAGAGCUCUUUUUCAACUUAGGGAUUCUCUGAAUCACCCAAAUGGCUCUGCACUUGUAAAUGAAUGGGUUGGAGAUGAUUAUUGUGCUUGGGGUGGCAUUUUCUGUGCUAGGUACUUAGAUGGAGACCUUCGUGUUCUUGAUAUUUUCCUAACAAGUAAAAGGCAACUUGGACUCGGAGUUUGGUAUCCCAAUGCCAGUCUGUUAUCUCAUUUUAAGGGUCUUCAGUCUCUUGACCUAUCUGGGAAUUACUUUGGCAGUUGGGUCAUGCCAGAAGGCAAGAAUUUGUUUCAUAGUUUUGGCACUUGCAGCACUAUGCAGGUUGGAUAACCUUAAAGUGCUGGACCUGAGUUCAAAUGCUGUGGAUGGUGAUAUAUUACCUCACUUUAAGACAUGCAGUCUUUCUUCUUUGGAGGAACUGCGCCUGUCAAGCAUUUAUCCCAAAUUCGUUCCAGUUUUAACAGCUUUCUGUCAACUCAAGAAUCUUCGGUCACUGGAUCUAAGUAACAAUAACAUCAAUGAUGAAAAUGCUCCAACAUGCCUGUUGAAAAACCUUUCCUCGCUUGAGAUACUUGACUUAUCAGGAAAUCGUCUAUUGAACUCUCCCCGUAUAUUAACAGCUCUAUGCAGUCUGAGGAACCUCAGAAGACUGGACUUGAGUGAACUUUCUGGAUGAUAUUAGCAUACCACCUUGCCUAUUCGACAACAGCUCAUCAUUGGAAAGUCUGGACAUUUCUCUGAAUUAUAUCAAGAACCCCUCAAAACUCUUUUCAGGAAUUUGCAAACUCCAGAAGUUGCAGAUGUUGAACCUAAAAGGAAACCUGAUUCAAGGAGGAAUAGAUCCGUGCCUAAGUGAAAUGACAUCCUUGAUUUCUUUAGAUCUAUCCUUCAACCAUUGUCAAGGAAAUUUCCCUUCUAAUACAUUUAGAAACUUGACUUCGCUCCAAACCUUGCUUAUCUCAGAUAACAAGUUCGGUGGAAUUCUUUCUUUUGCAAUGUUUGCUAAUUUCUCAAAUCUCCAAGACAUUGAUCUGUCAAACAAUAUGUUUGAGGUGAAUACUGAAACUCCACGCUGGUAUCCUUCAUUCCAGCUUGUAUCUCUCAAUUUGAGAAAUUGUGGUGUAAACAAUUACCAUGGUCGGGUGGUUCCAAGCUUCAUUUCUAGUCAAAAAAAUUUUAAAGUCGUUUCUUUGGCCUAUAAUGCCCUGCAAGGAGCACUUCCCUCCUGGCUAAUAUAUAAUACAACACUUGAUCUACUGUCUUUGAGAGGGAACUCUUUUAGUGGAGGUUUCCCCUUGUCUUCCAGGUUAGCAACCUCAAUGCUCAUAAUGCUAGAUAUAUCUGAUAAUCGACUUUAUGGGCAGCUUCCUGCUACCAUUCACCAACUGUUCCCAGACUUGAAUUACUUAAACACAUCUUUUAAUCUUUUCAAAGGAGACAUCCCUUCUUCCUAUGGAAAUCUAACAAAAUUGGAGGUGUUAGAUCUAUCUAACAAUUUCUUUCAAGGCAUAAUCCCUGCGUCUUUAAGGCAGAAUCACACUUCACUAGCACAGCUAGUUCUAUCAGGCAACCAUUUUCACGGGCGGACCAUGCCUUUAUUUUCAAAUAUGUCAAAUCUUGCUUACUUGCAUCUCCAAAAUCUUGGCUUCAGUGGGUCCAUCACUCAUAGUUUAAUGAAUCUUCCCAUUCUAAAGGUUCUAGAUAUAAGUCGGAAUAAUCUAUCUGGCAAUAUCCCUAACUGGUUUCACACAUUUCCAAACCUUGCCAUAAUUCUAUUUUCCAGGAAUAAGUUUCAUGGAAUCAUCCCCAUAUCAUUAUGUCAGAUGCAAACAUUGCAUGUCUUGGAUUUUGCUUCAAAUUCUUUAUCUGGGGUUAUUCCUUCAUGUCUCAGUAACAUAACAUCAUGGAAGAAAGAAUCCGAACUUCUACUUCCUUCUUUUAUGUGGUUAUCACCUACAUAUGCCAAUUACAGAGUCAAAGUUCCCUUGACAGCAAAGGGCAACAGACUACUUUAUGAAGGCACUCCUCUUUCUUUAAUGACUGGCAUUGACCUAUCCAUGAAUAAGUUAACAGGUGAGAUUCCCACACAAUUAGGAGAACUUGCUGCACUUCAUUCACUGAACCUUUCUUUCAACAUUCUAGCAGGCCACAUUCCCAAGUCCUUUAGUACCAUGGAAGAAAUAGAAAGUCUUGAUCUUUCUCACAAUAAUCUAGUCGGAACCAUUCCACAUGACAUAGUCCAACUCCAUUUCAUUUCAACCUUUAAUGUCUCCUUUAAUAACCUCACUGGAAGCAUCCCUUUUGAGAACAACUUCCAAACUUUCGACGAGUCAAGCUUCAUAGGCAAUGGGGAACUUUGUGGCCCACCACUUCACACAAAUUGUACUUCCAACAAGAACAGCAACAAGCCUCCUGAAGAACAACAACAUGAAGAGGAGGGUGACAGAACAGGGCUUGCGGAGAGUGACUUCUUUUUCUACUCAUGUAUUGCUGUUUCCUAUGUUCUGGGAUUUUGGUGUGUGAUUCUUCCUCUGAUGCUAAGUGAAAACUGGCGCAGGAAGCAUUAUGCUGUAGUGGAUAUUUGCAUUAACAUAUGCUGCAACAAGUUGUCUAGUUUUUUUCCUAAGUCGGGAUAAAGAUUGUUGUUCAAUAAUUCAUUAACCAGAAUUCUAAAUCAACUUGUAAUAGUAUACUGUUUGAAUUGGAGCUAUGUCAGCUAGUAUCUAAUCAU